GCAGACACCCAGAUCGACCGAGAACAUCAAAAUUUUUAUGAAGCAUCUUUAGAAUAUGUCUUUAAAAUCCAAGAAGUUCAAGAGAGAAAAAAGUUUGAGUUCGUAGAACCGUUACUCUCCUCUACACGUGGACUAUUUACUUUUUACCAUGAGGGUUACGAGCUGGCCCAGGAGUUCGCGCCGUACAAGCAGCAGCUGCAGUUCAAUUUACAGAACACAAGGAAUAAUUUUGAAAGCACCAGGCAGGAAGUUGAACGACUGAUGCAAAGAAUGAAGUCAGCCAGACCUCUUGGAUUCACCUGGAUAAAGCAUUACUGUACUUAUGACAAAGGGACAAAAACGUUCACAAUGAGUAUUUCUGAAACAAAGUCUGGGGGGAAAGUAAAUGGUCUCGUCCCAAGUACACCAGAAAUAUUCAAGUUGAAAUCUUGCAUCCGGAGGAAAACAGAUUCAAUUGACAAACGCUUCUGUUUUGACAUUGAAGUAGUUGAGAGACAUGGGAUCAUUACACUUCAGGCCUUUUCUGAAUCCAACAGGAAGCUCUGGCUGGAAGCUAUGGAUGGGAAAGAACCAAUUUAUACUUUGCCAGCUAUUAUUAGCAAGAAAGAAGAAAUGUUCCUAAAUGAAGCUGGUUUUAACUUCGUUAGAAAAUGCAUUCAUGCUGUGGAGACGAGAGGGAUCACAAUCUUGGGGUUGUACAGAAUAGGUGGUGUGAAUUCCAAAGUUCAGAAGUUGAUGAAUACCAUAUUUUCUCCUAAAUCUCCUCCUGACAUCGACAUUGAUUUGGAAGUUUGGGACAAUAAAACUAUAACAAGUGGGCUAAAGAACUACCUCAGGUGUCUCACAGAGCCGCUGAUGACCUACAAGCUGCACAAGGAUUUCAUUGUGGCAGUUAAGUCCGACGACCAAAAUUACAGAGUGGAAGCCGUGCAUGCGCUUGUUCACAAACUGCCAGAGAAAAACCGAGAGAUGCUGGACAUCCUCAUCAAGCACUUGGUCAAGGUAUCAUUACACAGUCAGCAGAACCUCAUGACUGUUUCCAACCUCGGAGUUAUAUUUGGUCCCACGCUGAUGAGAGCCCAAGAAGAGACCGUGGCUGCUAUGAUGAAUAUCAAGUUUCAGAAUAUUGUGGUUGAGAUUCUUAUUGAGCAUUAUGAGAAGAUAUUUCACACGGCCCCGGAUCCCAACAUCCCCCUUCCACAGCCUCAGUCCCGAUCAGGGUCAAGGAGGACAAGAGCGAUCUGCCUCUCCACAGGCCCUCGCAAGCCCAGAGGACGCUACACCCCAUGCCUUGCGGACCCAGACAGUGACUCAUACAGUAGCAGUCCAGAUAGCACUCCCAUGGGCAGCAUUGAAUCACUCUCCUCUCACUCCUCAGAACAAAACAGCACCACCAAAUCCACGUCUCCCCAACCCAGGGAGAAAGCAGGAGGAGUUCCUUGGAUCGCCUCAUCCCCUUCUUCCAAUGGGCAGAAGAAUUUGGGCCUUUGGACCACGAGUCCCGAAUCAUCCUCGAAGGAGGAUGCAGCGAAAACGGACGUAGAGUCUGACUGUCAGAGCGUUGCCUCCAUCACUGGUCCGGAGAAUGCAUCUCCACCGACGGACCUGACCAAAAAAGGACCAUAUAGUCUCUCUGGGAUGAAAAGAUCGGCAGCUUCGUCCGUCAGGUCAAUCCCUUCCGCUGAAG
This is a messenger RNA of Gekko japonicus, 1687 nucleotides long. RefSeq names its product Rho GTPase activating protein 42 (gene ARHGAP42). Gene Ontology annotation, biological process: signal transduction. The transcript is spliced from 16 exons. The record is from RefSeq and is a predicted model, not a curated record. The annotation marks the transcript as partial. Gene Ontology annotation, cellular component: cytoplasm. NCBI's taxonomy places the organism in Eukaryota, Metazoa, Chordata, Lepidosauria, Squamata, Gekkonidae. Gene Ontology annotation, molecular function: protein binding; GTPase activator activity.